AUGAAACUGUCAGUGCUGUGCGUGUUCACGUGUGUUUUUGCUUGCAUACAAGCCUGGGGUCGUGGCGAUUUAGAGAAAUAUGGGCCCUUUCAAAUCGCUCUUCGUUCGAAGUUAUUAAAAUGUGACCACGAUAGAACAUUUAACCUGGACGUAAGUGAAAUCGAGGUCUAUUUUUACGACUUCCCCAGAAAUGAAGUCGAAACAUUUGCAAUAAAAAAUGCAGCCGAAGGAAUUCUUAAUUAUACGGAAUUGGACAAAUUGAGGAGACUAAUAAUAUUCGUUGGGGGUUACAAGUCUAAUAUCAACAAGAAGACGGAAGAGCGUAUCAGAGAUACGUUUAGGAAUUUUCCAAACAGCUAUUUGAUUAUACUCGAUCAUUCGCCAUACACAAACGAUAAACAGGGAUACAUCAAAAGUUACGAGAGAUCCGUCAGAUACGUACACUACAUUGGAAAGGAGUUAGCUCAGAUGCUCACCAGCUUAAAGAAAGGAGGUAUAUCUCCGAGGAACAUUCACUGCAUUGGGCACAGUCUCGGUGGCCAAAUCCUUGGUCAUACAGGACAGAUAUUCUUCGAGAACACCGGUGAGAAGAUCUGGAGGAUAACGGCGCUCGACCCAGCAGGGCCUUGCUUUUCGAACAGCUUCAUCGAAGAACAGAUCAGAUCGGGGGUCGCGGCGUACGUCGAAAUCUAUCACUGUAACGCCGGUGGCCUCGGAACGACUAGCGUCCUAGGUGACGUGGACUUUUUCGUAAACAAGAAAGGCCAGUCGCAGCCAAAUUGCAAGACACCUCUGAUACCCGGAAUCUUCGAUUCGUCGAAAGCGGCUAAAUGCAAUCACAGGGCCUGCAUCGAAUUGUGGACGGCGACCGUUAGUCAUCCGGAUUGGUUUGUGGCCCGGAAGUGUGAUUCGUACAAGAAAUACAAAGGUGGCAGUUGUUCGGCGAAUGACGUCACUAUAGCUGGUUUUUGGAAUCCGGGGAAUGCCACUGGCGUAUAUUACUUUACAACUGAAGGCUAUGACGUACAG
Messenger RNA from Iphiclides podalirius (scarce swallowtail), 1029 nucleotides. The record is from the annotation of a GenBank genome assembly. Lineage: Eukaryota; Metazoa; Arthropoda; Insecta; Lepidoptera; Papilionidae.